This is a messenger RNA of Oncorhynchus nerka (sockeye salmon), 12587 nucleotides long. RefSeq names its product nck-associated protein 5-like. NCBI's taxonomy places the organism in Eukaryota, Metazoa, Chordata, Actinopteri, Salmoniformes, Salmonidae. Gene Ontology annotation, cellular component: microtubule plus-end. Gene Ontology annotation, biological process: microtubule bundle formation; microtubule depolymerization. The record is from RefSeq and is a predicted model, not a curated record.
AGUCUGGCAACUUUGUAAAACCACAGAGCUUCUGAUGCCAUGGGUCUUGGCACCUCUCGCUCAGCCAUGGUUGACCUGGAGAGUAAAAUAAACUGUAAUAUCUAGACGACCAUCCCCUGCUUCAUUCAUGUGAUCGCCAUGCGUGUGCUCAGAGGUGUUAAAAUAGAUACGUAAAGCUUUUUAUAAUUCAGCCUCCGCGUUCUUCAUUUAAAUCUCAGUUAAUCCUCUUUUCAUUGUCACUAUCACUAUUGAAAACAGUCACCGUUACCAAAAGCAGAGAGAGUGGAAAGGUGAAAUGUAGUUGAAAAUAUAAAAGCCUCUUUAAUUAUCACCCUGGAAAGAGUGUAAAACCAUGACAAGUCCCCAUGAGAUGUUGUUAUUGUGUGGAGUGACAUUAUUACCAACCGUGUCCCCAACCUCUCUCUCUUAAGUGUUCCAGACCAUGUCCCCAAUACUAAGCUUCGGGUUGACUUUACCCCUAGGUAUAGGUCCCCUCUCCCAAUGCUAACCUUAAAGGGGCAACAAUGGCAGGCAGUAAGCUUUGUUCUUUUUUCAACAGCUGAUUGCCCCAUUAACCCUUUAGCUGGAAUAUGCUCAAUUUACCCAGUAUCAGCUUCUAGGAGCAACUUCACCCUCUACCAGGUAUUCCCAAACUGGAGUAGGGUGAAGGGGUAUGCGCAAUACUGUCGGGGGUGCGCCAAGUAAAAAUUGUGAUUCACUUUUUUUUUUUUCAGUGUAUAUAUAUAUAUAUUUUUCCCGCAUUUUCAAACGGUCCAAUUAUAUUUUCCAACGGGGCUAUACAUUUGGGUGAGGUUUUUUUCUCGCCUGAGUAGCCUCGUUACCCUGCCAAAAAUCAAAUUAAACCACCUAGUGUUUAGCGAAAUAAUAACACAAUGUCAAAAACAGGUAGCCUAGACCAAAUAAUUAACAUCCAGUCACAUUCUGUCCCCAAUGCACACACAUCUCUGGGGGUCUUCUUUUCAGUUCACUGCAGCUAGCGACUGGAACGAGCAGCAUAGCAUCAAACUGGAUGGUUUUUAUCUCAAACUCUUCAUUCAAAGACUCAAUCAUGGACACUCUUACUGACAGUUGUGGCUGCUUUGUGUGAUGUAUUGUUGUCUAUCUUCUUGCCCUUUGUGCUGUUGUCUGUGUGUCCGUUGUGCUAUUGUCUGUGUGCCCAUUGUGCUGUUGUCUGUGUGCCCAUUGUGCUGUUGUCUGUGUGCCCAUUGUGCUGUUGUCUGUGUGCCCAUUGUGCUGUUGUCUGUGUGCCCAUUGUGCUGUUGUCUGUGUGCCCAUUGUGCUGUUGUCUGUGUGCCCAUUGUGCUGUUGUCUGUGUGCCCAUUGUGCUGUUGUCUGUGUGCCCAUUGUGCUGUUGUCUGUGUGCCCAUUGUGCUGUUGUCUGUGUGCCCAUUGUGCUGUUGUCUGUGUGCCCGUUGUGCUAUUGUCUGUGUGCCCAUUGUGCUGUUGUCUGUGUGCCCAUUGUGCUGUUGUCUGUGUGCCCGUUGUGCUAUUGUCUGUGUGCCCAUUGUGCUGUUGUCUGUGCCCAAUAAUGUUGGUAGCUGCACAAAACAUGGUGCAAUGUUGUGUUCCUACCAUGUUGUUGUCAUGUUGUGUUGCUACCAUGAUGUGUUGUCAUGUGUUGCUGCCUUGCUAUGUUGUUGUCUUAGGUCAAUCUAUAUGUAGUGUUGUCUCUCUUUUCGUGAUGUGUGUUUUGUCCUUUAUUUAUUUAUUUAUUUUGUAAAUCCCCGUCCCCGCAGGAGGUCUUUUGGCUUUUGUUAGGUCGUCAUUGUAAAUAAUCAUUUGUUCUUAAAAAACAUCUUAGGGCUAGGCGUCCCACUAGCGGGACAACUUCCGGUUAAACUGGAGGGCGCGCGAUUCAAAUAAAUAAUCAUAAGAAUGAUGGAUAUUAAACAUGUAGGUACAUACAAUUGUCUUAUCGGUUGAAAGCUUAUAUACUUGUUAAUCUAACUGCACUGUCCGAUUUACAGUAGCCAUUACAGCGAAAGUAUGCCAUGAGAUUGUUUGAGGACGGCGCCCCACUUCAAAAUAUUUUUCCACCGGCAGAGGUUUCAUAAAUUCACAAAUAGAUCAAAUCCUUCUUUAUAUCCUUAAAACUCAUUCAACAUGCAGAGAAAGGAAUCCAAAAAUCUACCGCUAUACUUUGUUAAAACAAGUCAAAAUAAGUUUCUAUUGACUCCUCAGAUACCCUAAAAUGUAAUCAAACUAUAAUAUUUCAUACGGAAAGAAGUAUGUUCAAUAGGAAACCGAUAUUAGCAGGUGCGUCUUCCUCGGGCACCCAAACACGAAUUUCCAAUAGUGUGUCCCAGUACUACAACUCAUUAUUCUUACCUGUUUUGGAAGAAACCAGCCUGAAACCUUGAACAUAGAGUUCUGACACCCUGUGAAAGCCAAUGGAAUUGCAUACUGGGAGCUAGAUUUAAUUAUUUCCCUAUACCUUCCAUUGUAAGAGCAUGGGCUCUCAAAAAAGAAAACAAUUCUGGUUGGUUUUUCUUUCGAUUUUCUUCUACCAUAUCUAUUGUUCUAUUGUGUUAUAGUCUCCUACAUUAUUUUAACAUUUCUACAAACUUCAAAAUGUUUUCUUUCCAAUGGUACCAAUUAUAUGCAUAUCCUGGCUUCAACUGCCUGUUGCUCAGGCCCUAACUUUGGGCACGGCGGAAAUUGAGAAAGAAGGACUCUAGCUGGAAGUUUUUCAUUUUAACUGACUUGCCUAGUUAAAUAAAGGUUAAAUAAAUCAAAUUAACCGUCACUCUCUCACGGGAAUUCCACUAACGGCCCCGUAUGAAGCCAAACGUAGCUGCUGCUCAUGUUCUGUACUGAUGCCGCAAAAGCCAUGACAGGGAGACAUAGUGGAGUGGUAACGUCACUUGAGUGGGUUGAGUCACUGAUGUGAUCUUCCUGUCUGGGUUGGCGCCCUCCCUUGGGUUGUGCCGUGGCGGAGAUCUUUGUGGGCUAUACUCGGCCUUUCCUCAGGAUGGUAAGUUGGUGGUUGAAGAUAUCCCUCUAGUGGUGUGGGGGCUGUGCUUUGGCAAAGUGGGUGGGAUUAUAUCCUUCCUGUUUGGCCCUGUCCGGAGGGUAUCAUCGGAUGGGGCCACAGUGUCUCCUGACCCCUCCUGUCUCAGCCUCCAGUAUUUAUGCUGCAGUAGUUUGUGUCGGGGGGCUAGGGUCAGUUUUUUAUAUCUGGAGUACUUCUCCUGUCUUAUCCGGUGUCCUGUGUGAAUUUAAGUAUGCUCUUUCUAAUCAUCUCUCGGAGGACCUGAGCCCUAGGACCAUGCCUCAGGACUACCUGGCAUGAUGACUCCUUGCUGUCUCCAGUCCACCUGGCUGUGCUGCUGCUCCAGUUUCAACUGUUCUGCCUGUGAUUAUUAUUAUUUGACCAUGCUGGUCAUUUUUGAACAUCUUGGCCAUGUUCUGUUAUAAUCUCCACCCGGCACAGCCAGAAGAGGACUGGCCACCCCUCAUAGCCUGGUCCUCUCUAGGUUUCUUCCUAGGUUUUGGCCUUUCUAUGGAGUUUUUCCUAGCCACCGUGCUUCUACACCUGCAUUGCUUGCUGUUUGGGGUUUUAGGCUGAGUUUCUGUAGAGCACUUUGAGAUAUCAGCUGAUGUACGAAGGGCUAUAUAAAUAAAUUUGAUUUGAUUUGGUAACGCGAGUGCAGGCAGUUGCUCUUGACGCAACUUGGGUACACUGCAGCAUCUACCGAGAAGCUCUUGCUGCCUAGGGAAUGCCUGACAGCUUGAAAGACGUUUUGGACACUUUGUUAAAGCAAGGCCCCUGAACUGUUGUGUAUUUUCUGCACUGUGCAAUGAUAUGGGCAGCGACCAUGUAACUCUUUUACAACAUACAGAGUGUGCUGAUUAUCAAGAGGCAAAGCAUUGACGCGUUUUUUAAAAUUGGGAGACGGCUUAAAGUUUAUUUUACUGACCAUAAUUUUCACUUGUCAGGCCAGUCGUGUGAGAAACGGUCAAUCUGGGUGAUGUUUUUUCUCGCCUGAAUGAUCUGAAUCUAGGAUUACAGGGACUCUCCGUAACUAUAUUCAAUGUGCAGGACAAAAUUGAGGCUAUGAUUUAAGAAGUUGGCGCUCUUCUGUCUGCAUUACAAGGACACAGGUCUUUACAUCAUUGAAUUAUAUUUUUGUUUGCAAAUGAACUCAAGCUUACGGACAAUGUUAAAUAUGAUAUAGCGAAGCACCUGAGUGAGUUGGGUGCGCAAUUACACGGGUACUUUCCCGAAAUGGAUGACACAAACAACUGGAUUCAUUAUCCCUUUCAUGCCCUGCCUCCAGUCCACUUACUGAUAUCUGAACAAGAGAGCCACAUUGAAAUUUCAAUUUAAUCAGAAGCCACUGCCAGAUUUCUGGAUGGGGCUGCGCUCAAGAGUAUCCUGCCGUGGCAAAUUGGCUGUUAAGACACUGUUGCCUUUUGCAACCACAUACAUAUGUGAGAGUGGAUUCUCAGCCCUCACUAGCAUGAAAACUAAAUACAGGGACAGAUUGUGUGUAGAAAAUGAUUUAAUACAGACUCUCUCUCCAAUACAACCCAACAGAGUUAUGUCCAUCCUUUCAAGCACACCCUUCUCAUUAACCUGUGGUGAGGUAUUCACAAUUUUCGAUGAACAAAUAAGGAUUUAUAUGGAAGAUGGUUAAAUAAAGAGUGAAAGUAUUGAUUAGUAUAUAAUUAUUUGUGCCCUGGUCCUAUAAGAGCUCUUUGUCACUUCCCAGGAGCAGGGUUGUGACAAAAACUCACUCGUACUGAUGUUUAAUAAAUGUAUUGUAUAGUGUGUGAUUGUUUGUGGUAGGCCUACAAUGAUGGCAAAUAACAUUUGAGUGUGCUGAGCCUGGUGCUCAAGGGGCUAUGCAGCUGGAGGUUGAAUAUUUGGAGGGGUACGGGACUAUAAAACGUUUGGGAACCACUGCCCUACACCAUUACUAACCGUAUCCCUGACGUCCUUUCUGCACCGCAGGUGGUGAUGGAGUCUGAGGAGCCAGAGCUGAGGGAGUGUGAUGAAGCCUUUGAGUCAGAUGAAGGCAAUGUAGAGUCUUACGUGGAAGAGCCAGAGAGCAGCAGGGAGCUCCUGGAGAGGCUCAAGGAGCUGGAGACUGAGAAUUCGGCCCUGGCCCUUGCGAAUGAAAGCCAGAGAGAAGCCUAUGAAAGGUGUCUGGAUGAGGUGGCCAACCAUGUGGUACAGGCCCUUCUGAAUCAAAAGGACCUGCGGGAGGAGUGUAUUAAGCUGAAGAUGCGUGUGUUUGACCUGGAGAGACAGAACAAAACCCUGACUGAGCUCUUUGCCCAGAAACUACACCCCCAAGCCAGCCAUCUGCAACAGUUUCAGUUGGUGUCUGUCACAGAGCCCAGCACAGAGCCCAGCACAGAGCCCCUGACCAUGGACAGUGACAAAUUGCUGGUGUCCAAAAACGAGGGGGAACUCAAGAGCAAUGGGGACCGCACACAGAACGGGUUAGCCACAUCUGUCCGGGCCACUGCCACCUCUAUGGAGGCCCUGUCUCCAUUUUUCAAGAAGAAAGCACACAUCCUAGAGGUCCUGCGCAAGCUGGAGGAGUCAGACCCACUCAAGUUCCACCCCUCCUCCUGCCUGUCCCCCCACCAUGACCUGGGCCAGGCGCCGGUCUCCAUGGAGAGAGACCAGAUAUCCCUGAUGUCCUCUGAGGCGUUACCUGCCCCACAGCGCCCGGUGGCACACCCAUCGUCACGCUGCCACCACUCCAGCUCUGACUCGGACAUUCACGAUUAUGCCAAUGGAGAAGAGGCUCUCCAGGAGGACCAUGCCCAGCUUCAGCAACAACAACACGGGAGAUGUCAGUCCUGCCACAUACUCUCCCAGAAGAGCAGCCUGGACAGCCUGCUGAAGUGUGCCCAGGGCCACAGUGCCUCACACCAGGCCAGAGUGGAGAUCCUUAACAGGCAGGCCUGUGCAGAGGACCAGGGGGCAUCGGCACAGAGCACAACCCCUCCCCAAGCAGCGGCUCUUUCCCACCUCCUCUCUGCUGACAGCACAAACCAGUGCUACAUGCACAAAACAGCUUUGGACUUUCUAGAGCACACUCCAGAAGGUCUGGGUUCUUCUGAUCCUUUCCUCUCCUUGCUAAUCCAAGCCAACCUCAACGGGAUGCUAGGGCAGGAACCCAGGAAGUUACAAAAACACACAGACAAGCAUCCGCCCGGCAAACCUCCGCCACAGGCGGAGGUACAGCCCUCUCACGGUGAGGAUAUAAAGCACAUAAAGGCUGUCAUGGCAACAUCGCAGAGCCAGAACGAGGACAGUCUGGAAGAGUGCUGCUACCUAGAAGUAGAGGCAGCGGCACACAAUGUGAACAACAGCCUGCACUCUUCUACCUCACACACAGACCAUGUUGAGACGGAACCAGAAUAUCCCAAGGAGCAGGAAGUGAGUGAUCAGAUCUGCAACGGGCUCUACUUCUCCAAUGAAACAUCCGUCUCCAAGAAGGUGGCAGUGGAAUCUUAUUCUCCAGCCCCAGUGCCUGAGAGGAACAGCUCAGCUCAGGCCCUGAAUCCCUCUGGGAAGAGCAAGCUUGCACUCAGCCCCACCUCUCCCUCUUCAGGUCUGAGUGAAGUCAAGCCCUCCCCUAUCUCCUCCCCGUCCCGGCUGCUCAAGUUCCUGAAGAUCCCUCCGGGGAUCAACCAGGCACAACCAGGCAACCCCCUCCGUCUAAGUCCCCAGCUCACCCGCAGCUCCAAGAUCCCCUGCAGGAACAACAACAACUAUGAGGUGUACCACUCUCCCGUCCUGACCCGCAAAGCCACCACCACAGAGAGGGAGAAGCAGCCAUCCUCAUCCUCCUCCAAAACAGACCCCUACCCUGCCACACACUCCGCCCCCACCUCCCCACCCAAAUCAGAGGACAUUGUGGACACCCCUCCCAUGGCCAAGGAGAUUGUUUUCAGCAGCCACUUUGCGCCCAAACCCAGCGACAGCACAAAGGCACCCCCCUCUCAUGCACAAAGGGGCUCUCAGAAGGUACACCAAUACGAGAAUGUCUGCCCCUCAGAUGGGACGCCCCAGUUCCUGCAGGGACUUAAGAAGUCCCAGUACCUCCCUUACCCCCAACACGAGGGUCCUGUAGAGAAGCAUUAUCAGCAAGAUGAGAGCCUCCUCAGCCCCCCGUCUUCACAGCACCCUGACUCGUCCCCAGGGACGGCUGACCAGGACUUCUCUGACCAGGACACUGACUCAGAAAGCCCCGUCUGGCACAAGCCAAACCAACACUUUAGCCUCCCCUCCUCGUCCUCCUCCGCUGCCAGUAAAGCACAAAGUAGUCACCCCAGCUACUCCAGCAUGAGGGACAGGCACCAGGAGCACCGUGCAGCUCCAGAGCCCAGCCAACAGAACUGUGAACCUGCCCAGCCAACUCAGUCUUCAGCCAGGCGAGGUGACCCCAAGAGACUGGUGCAGGGCAAGACUUCCCAGAGUGAGUCCAGUCACCACCCCUUCAAAGAGCGCCUGGCUGCUUUGGGGAAACUGAAGAGCACAGAAGAUCUGCCAGUAGGUGCACAGUCUGUGGACAAGAAGGAUGUACAAAGUAACCUAGGCAAACCCCCCACCAACAAUAUUGAGAAAAGCAGGACCGCUGAAAGGCAAGUUGAGCGAACUGGAGCAGAGCAGCACAGAAAUCAGAAAUCCACUGAUUCCCUGGAUGGGAAGCCCUACCCCAAAACCAGCCUCGGCAGUCACACUAGGGUGAUAGGUCCAAUACAUGAAUCGGGCACCAAAUCCUCAGCCACCCCAUCAAUGAUACCCAAGGGAGAGCAGGAUACACUGUUUUCUCCCAGGAUAUAUGUAGCAAAAGCAGAAGGUCCAAAGAUCAAGAUGGGCCCAUCAUCCUCCAAUACAGAGACUCCUCCAGUGGUGCGGAGCUAUGGGAAAUGCCCCAUCACCCAGAGCCACCACAGUAAAACUGCCCCCAGCCCACAAAACAGCCCCACUAAAGUCCCGUCAAAGUCCCCUUCAAAGGUAGGUCAAGCUUCCUCUUAUCCCAGAGGGGUCAAACCCAUUCCUGAGGACCGUGCCAUGGCUCAGAGAAACCCACUUCGGCCAGAGGACAAAACCAAGCUCCCGGCCGGCAAGAAAAAGACCUUUGGCCAUGCAGAGAGCUUCCCGCCUCCCCCUCUGCCACCACGGCCAUCUACUGAAGCCAUCGCAAAAGAGGACAAAAAGCCGUACUCGUCUGGCCCAUCCGUGCUCCAGUCUGCCAUUGAGCAGAAGGUAAUGCGUGGCAUCGAGGAAAACAUGCUGAAGCUGCAGGAGCAGGACCAGGGCCAGGUGGCCGAGCCAAAGCAGAAGGCCUCCAAUGGCAUCGCCAACUGGUUCGGCUUGAGGAAGAGCAAGCUCCCCGCCCUCAACCGCAAACCGGAAGUGUCCAAGUUCAAGAUCAACAUGUCAUCGUCUGCCUCUGGCGGAGGGGCUAAGGACCCUAAGACAGGUGGUCCCCAGAAGGUGGUGGAGAGCCUGAACAUCUCCAAGCUGAUGGAGAAGGCAGAGGACCUGCGGAAGGCGCUGGAAGAGGAGCGGGCAUAUGUGAACAGGGUCGGGAUGGACUGCUCUGGCAGAGGCCACUCAUGUGAGGUGGUGAUGGACCAGGCCCAAGGCCAACUGUCACUCAUGUGCAGAGGAUUGACCGCAGAGAACUUCAUGCAGCAGCUCCUCAACAGUCCCUCGACGUCUUGUUCUGGAAACAGGGUGGACGAGAGGGGAGCUAUACCUACCACCUUUGGAAUGACACACAGACGCCUCUCCUUUGACUCUAAGAGGUCGCGGCCCAACUUCAGUCACCAGAGGAACGGGAUCAGCCACACCAAGAGCAGGGACGAGAUAGCCCAGGGUUCGGUUAUGAUCGGCAAGUGUGAGGUCACAUCAGAAGACAGCUUGGCAGAGUCCAUUAGUGCUCAGCAUUUUACAGGUUCUGGGGCCUCCAUGCGCACCCUCGACAGUGGCAUUGGCACAUUCCCCAUGCCAGACUAUGCCAGUAGCAUGGCAGGGAAGAGCAUCCCUAAGGGGAAGCCACAGGGAGAGCAAGGGUUUUCUUGCUCCCAGGGUAAGCAUGGGGCCAUGAUGAAGGUUCCGCGUAAGGCCCAUACACUGGAGAGAGAGCUGUCAUCUCUGGAUGAAGUCAACCCGUUUGUCCUGUAUGGCUCAGGGCUGGAGGGAAAAGGUACCAACAUGCACCUGUCCAGUACAAUCCACAAGGAUAUAGAUGCUUAUGGAGCUCAUAUGCAAAAUCCCCUCACCAAGAACUGGACCUUUCCCAAUCUGAAAGGCUCUGCGGGAGCCACUGAUGUUUACCUGGAUGUGCAGGGAGACCUGGGGACCCCAUCCAGAAGGAGUUUGAAACAGUGUUCCCCCCAGCGCCCUCUGGCCACUGACCCAGGCAGCCUGCCACUCCAGACAGGGCUCAGCCAGCGGGGUAAGGGGCGGACGCCCAGCGCCUCGGAGGUGGGGAAGGACGGAGGGCUGGAGCUGGUGAAGGAGAGACCAGAGGACCUCCUGUCCCUGAGAGAGACGCCUGAAUCCCUCAGUGACUCCCUCUACGACAGCCUGUCCUCCUGUGGCAGCCAGGGCUAGGACCCAGGGACAGAUGGGGGAACAGAGGGAGAGAUGGACCAACCGACACCCUUUAAACCACGGCUAAUGAUGCACAUCCAUCCCUCCUUGUAAUGGUGGCCCAGCCCAUAAGGCAGACCAAGUUGAAGUACCUCCUUCCCUCUUCCACACACACAGCUCUCUCUGCUGACCCUGUCUACUUUGCUGAGAUUUGGUUAGUACUGCUGGAAAACUCACCCUCAGGUUGACUGAUGUUCACACACACACAUCAUUUGUGGAACUAGACUGAGAAUUGGGCACUGUUUUUCUCCAAGCAACAAGCAUCUGAUGACAGACCAGCUCAACUCAAAUGUGUACACACACCGACGAGAUGCAUGGGAAAAUAACAUGUUCAAGACAGCCACACGAUCACCAUGGUCUGGAUAAUCUGAAGAAUUGUUGUUAAAUAACUUAACCAGACUCCUGAGGUCGGCCCCAAGAAGUGGCUGGUAUCAGGGGUUUUUCAAGUCUGUCCUGGAUGUGGACAUGUUUCAGUCUAGGAAAAUUGGGCAGCCAUUAAUGCCAGAAAACAACCACAUUUUACUGCCCACUAAAUAUGUCGCAAUGCGGGGAUCGACUAUAAUAAACUUCCCUGUUUUCAGUUAUGUUUUUUAAUUUUUUUAACUGUUGCGCUUUGUUACAUGUUAUGUAUCAUGUAAUUUUAAGUUAAAUAAAAAAGUGUGGGUAUGAAUGGAAGGAUGUGUGUAUGUGUGUGAGACUUAAAUGCAGGGUCUCCACACUAGCUAUGACUAUGUCAAUGAGCUUCUGACCGGGGAAAAGAAGUUCACACUUUCUCUGAAGCUGCCAUAUAGUGUACUGUUUCACAACCUACUGUAACACAUAGUGGCAGAUCAUGACAACAGCCAUUAUAUUACACUUAUGACCAGACAUUACCUAGUACUGUAUGUGUUAUGGACAAUGAAAUGCGAAGAAUCUCAACCAAGAGUCAAAUGUUUUACAUGUGUUUAAUCCAUUGUCAGACUGUUUUACGUAGUGAAACAUUUGUCAGGAAUAAUGCCAUUAUAACAGCAUUAUAUAGGCAGCCUGUGAAUGCGCCAUUAACAAUGAAGUUCUAAACUGAGCUGCUAUUUAAUACUCAAAAUAGUUUGACAAGCUGAAAGAGUGAGUAAGUAACACGAUCCAUCCACCUUUUAUGUACUAUAAACUGAGUUGGCAUACAUGAGCCAGGAUUCAAUUUAAGACGAGUUAAAGAACUGUACUUUAACAGACUUUUUAAAGGUCAUUUGUGCUUAACCUGACAUGCACAGCGUUUCCCAUGAAUGCGACCUAUGUGAAUGUCUGGGGAAAAUGCCUUUAAAAGGCUCAUUGUCGGCUUUUUAGUCCACUGCUCUAUAACGCACCCUGCCAAAUAUCUCGUUUGGCACAGGUUCCAUAUUUAUCUUGCCAGAAACGAUUGAACCGAUAACUCUACUUUGUCUAAAAUGCUCCACUAAAGCAAAAAGAUGGAUGUAGGCCUUCCUUGUGAAGAAGUAACGAUCCAGCCCCACUGAACAGAGUAGUUGCUUACUUCUGCAAUAUGGGCCAAUGUUUGCCUUUAACAGGCACAGACAGACACGCAUUCAAUCAAUUUACUGUUGUACAAUUAAGAAAGACAAAAUGUCUGUGCUAUAGGAAUGUUAGACAUGGAUCAUUGUACGAUCACCAUUGCUGUACUGCAGAUGCUACACCAUGAUGUACACGCAAGUGUUUUGGCAGGCUUACAGAUAUGUUGCAGGAGGAAGAGUAUGGUUUCUAAACACAUUUAGCAUUCGUAAGAAUCAGAGGUUAUCCUAAUGGAGAAGUGCUGUAUUUAAAUGUAUUUCCUAAAGUGCACUACUCUGGUUAAAAGUAGUGCGCUAUAUAGGAAAUGUGGUUCCAUUUGGAAUGCACCCCUUGUUUAAACAGCCACUUCAGAACAGCACCAAGAGACACUAAGAAGGACAUGGACUCCUCCCUCCCUCCCAGCCCAUGUACUUGAUUAUGUCCUCAUAAGUCGUUCCAUCCGCUUCAUAACUCCCCACAAACGUCUUCAGGGAUAAGACAUCCUUGUGCUUCCAAACUCUGCUUUCAGAAGCAUGUGAUCUUUCCAAACUGACAUGGAUUUGACUUUUCUCGAGUUCACAUUUUUUCAUAAUCCCACUUUGAACAUUGCUUGUCCUUCAGACCCCCCCCCCCCCCCCUGGAGUUAACAUAAUAACUACUGUGUUAUACCAUGGAAAUGGAGAUCUGACUGUUACUGUAUAUACCCUUCUCUGUGAGAGAAGUUGAAGAGUUGAAGAGGUUGUCUUCCAGAAUAUCUGCUACCGUUCCAGCCUUUCAACCCCAUCUGAAUCAUAGCUAAAUGAAAACAAGUGUGUGACAUGAAGCCCAUUCUCUUUUACAAUCAUCUCAUAAUAAAAAUGUUUCCAUGGGACAUAUUUAACACAAUCAUUUUGUCUUGGAUUACUGUGUUCUAUGUUGCGACCAAACCAUAUACAACUAAAUAAUAACUAACCAACUACAGUACUUCAGAUGGUAGCAUUUUUCAUUCCACCAGAUUCCAUUGGAAGUAACUGGGAGAUCCAUAGGUAGCUACAUGUUAACUCCAUGGUAACACACGUCAUCUAUCUGCAGGGAAGCCUUUAUGGACUCCCUCUCUGUCAGUCAAACAUGGGUCUUAGCAACACCAUACACCUUAACUAUGGCAAUGCUGACCAGGAUGGAGUGGCAUAGAGGUGAAAUCUUUACUUAAUAUGUUUGCUUUAUGGACUCAAUUUAUCUCACUUCAUUCAAAGAGGUUGUUGCAGCUCUAUCUAUUUGUUGUAUUUAUUUAUUUAUUUUUGAGGGCAAAUCAUAAUCAAUGAACUUUUUGUUAUUGUUGAUGUUGUUGACAUUGUUGUUAUAGACGUUUUUAUUCUGAUACCGAUUUAUUUUUGUACUAUACUCCUAUUUAAUUAAAGUUAUUUUUUUUCCAUGA